AUGGCCUCUUCCGACGAGCACACACCUGAAACAGAAGUCACUGUGAAAGAAGAGAAGGUCUAUGUCCAAAUCGACGACAAGGUGAUCGCGCUUGCGAGUCAAGCUCGUAGACCAAUAACACCUCCAGUGCAGGGUGCGAAGCAAGAAUACGUCACCCAAGAGCGUGCUCUACGAAGACGUCUGGAAAUGGACUCCUCCAACCAUUCGGGGCCGGCCGAGCUGGCGAUGAGGAGGGCGAGCAGAGCAAACAUAGCCCAAGCUGGCCUACAGCCGCUGAAGACGACGACUAUGAAGAUCGAGUGUGAGGGGAAAACAACUUCGUAUAUGACGAACGUACCGCCAGGUCUCAGUCACCCCGAUCUCUGGGGUGUGGUAGCAAGAGAGGUCGCCAAGACGACCAACAAGACGGUGGUCCAAUCUUUUGAAAGAUCUCGCCGGGCGGCAAGGCGAGGAUGA
Fusarium poae is the source of this 456-nucleotide messenger RNA. RefSeq lists its product as uncharacterized. The transcript has a single exon. Lineage: Eukaryota; Fungi; Ascomycota; Sordariomycetes; Hypocreales; Nectriaceae. The record is from RefSeq and is a predicted model, not a curated record. Bases 1 to 456 code for a protein of 151 amino acids.